AUCAACUCUUUAUACAAAAAUGGAAGGUGAAGAUUUCAGACUUACACUAGACUUUAAGGUGCCUGAAGGACGUAGAAAAUACUUCUGUCGGAACGACUGCAAAAAAGAAGACAUCCUCAUCGAAACAAGAGGGAACAGAGCUCAGGGCGGCAGAUACAUCAUUAGACAUGACGGUUAUGUGCAUGUAGUUAUUACAGAGCUGACUCAGUCUGACACAGGAUGGUACAAAGUUGGUGUGGGCCGUUCUUCUCUUCCGAACUCAUACGGUUCAUACCAGAAGUUUAAGCUCAAAGUCAGAGAUCUGUGUGAUGGAGGUGUCGUCUCUGGCGAGCCUAAAGUCUACAGCACCACUGAAGGAGGAAAUGUCACAGUCAGAUGCAGCUUGUUUUUACAUCCACGAAACAGGAAGUUCCUUUGCAGGGAGGAGUGUAAUAAAUUUCUCUUUGACACCAAUGAUGUGACAGCUACGGGUGACCGAUACAAGAUCGAGUAUGAGAGCAACACACUGUUUAAUGUGACCAUCACAGAGCUCACCAAGUCUGACUCAGGACGGUACAGGUGCGGUGUAGGAAGAAACUACGCAAAAAACACGUGCCAAGAGUUCGAGAUCACAGUUACAGACGGUGAGUUGCUAAUGGACGUCAUGAAAAUGUUCCUGCAUAUCUCUGAAGGUCUGAUGUUUUUGACAAUCUGCUAGUUUGACAAUAUUAGUUUAAAUCAAGGUCCAUAAGUGCUUU
Molecule: messenger RNA, 737 nt
Organism: Lates calcarifer (barramundi perch)
Lineage: Eukaryota; Metazoa; Chordata; Actinopteri; Centropomidae
Product: polymeric immunoglobulin receptor-like
Exons: 2
Coding region: 20-697 (225 amino acids)
Source: RefSeq, a predicted model, not a curated record